Molecule: messenger RNA, 4800 nt
Organism: Strigops habroptila (Kakapo)
Lineage: Eukaryota; Metazoa; Chordata; Aves; Psittaciformes; Psittacidae
Gene: STARD4
Product: StAR related lipid transfer domain containing 4
Exons: 6
Coding region: 215-838 (207 amino acids)
Biological process (GO): cholesterol import; intracellular cholesterol transport; cholesterol transport involved in cholesterol storage
Cellular component (GO): endoplasmic reticulum; cytosol
Molecular function (GO): cholesterol binding; cholesterol transfer activity
Source: RefSeq, a predicted model, not a curated record
GCCGAGAGGUCGUAUGAUAGGAGAAGACGGCGAGCCCCCACCUUGCCCACCCACACCCCUCCCAGGCGGGUCGCGCUGCCAUUGGUUGCAGCCGGAAGCCGGCUGCACUCUCAUUGGCUGUCGGCAUCGGCCGUUGGGCUGCCGGGCCGGCCGGCGGUGCCGGCAGCCGUGGAGGCGGAGGAGGUGAAGGCUCGUGGACAAAGGCGGAAAGCAAAUGGAUCUCCUGCCGAACUCAGCACCCCUGGCCACCAAGCUGCGGAACACCCUGGUUCAGUACCACAGCAUUGGAGACAGCGAGUGGCGGGUCGCCAAGAAAACCAAAGAUGCAACUGUGUGGCGUAAACCAUCAGAGGAAUUCAGUGGAUACCUCUACAAAGCUCAAGGAGUGGUGGAAGAUGUUACUAACAGAAUAGUGGAUCAUAUUCGCCCUGGACCUUAUAGGCUAGAUUGGGACAGCUUAAUGACUACAAUGGACAUCAUGGAAACGUUUGAUGAGAACUGCUGUGUGAUGCGCUACACCACUGCUGGCCAGCUCUGGAACAUCGUAGCACCAAGGGAGUUUGUUGAUUUCUCGUAUACUACAAGCUAUGAAGAUGGGCUUUUAACAUGUGGUAUAAGCCUAGACUAUGGAGAGGUGAGACCUAACUUUGUCCGUGGAUUCAAUCACCCUUGCGGUUGGUUCUGUAUCCCUCUUAACGACUAUCCUAGCCACAGUCUUUUAACAGGCUAUAUUCAGACUGAACUGCGAGGGAUGCUACCACGAUCUGCAGUGGAGACUGCCAUGUCUAGUACCCUGGCCAAUUUCUACUCUGACCUCAAAAAGGCACUGAAAACAUAGACAAACAGUGACUUAAGAGCCCGUGCAUUUCUUGCAAUCAAAUGCUAUUGUUUAGCUUAGCAUAGGUUAGCUACUGAGUUAUGAAGUAACAUUGUUCCUGAAUGAUACCUGAACCCCUAUAUAUUCCCUAUAUAUUGAGGGAUCCAAACAACUUUACAAAGUACUUUUUAAUGUGGUACUUAGCAUAUGUUCCUAAUUCAUAGUGUGAGAUUCUGUUUCCUGCUCAGCAGUGUGCAGCUGUGUGAGUAGUCGUCUGAAUCCAUAAACCUCUGGCUUUUUAGGUAGAAAACACAAAGAUGGAGGGCUUGAAAAAUGCAGCAUGAACUCAGCUCUAUUCAAGAGUAUUGAGAGUGGAGUGCUCAGGAUUUUGCUGGCACAGGUUGCUGUACAGGCAGCAUCUCAUUGAAGGUGUGAUUUUGUAAUAUAUUUUUAUAUUUACUUAAACUUUUUGAUUUAUUUAGUUUGUACAGGUGCAUCUGUAAUUUGUUUUACAAAUUCAAUUUAUCAUAGGGAUAUUACAUAGUUAUUAAAUGAUACUAUUUGUAAGAAAGCUUUUCGCUCUUGUUAGCAAAAAUAAGUAUUCAUUAUUGGCAUUUCUUCAGUGUUGUAACUGUAACUUAUUUAACUGUUGUAUAUAACAGUCUCAGUGCAUAGGUAAAGAAAUGCCCUUACAGCUGAUCCAAAGCUCAUAUAAGUCAUCCAGUGUAUUUCCAUAGUUUUUAGUGGGCUUCUAAUCACACGAUUGUCAAAAUAGCAAGCCUCUGAUUAAUCUCUACAGUGUGAUACUCUGCACUUCUAAAACACUUUUUACUUAAAUUUUCAUGUAAUUGUGUUUUGUGGUUUUCUUGUGGUUUUGUUGGGUUUUGUUUUGGGGUUUGUUUUUUUUUUUUGUCUUCCUUAACUUUUAACUUCCUUAAUCCUGGAAUUACUAAAACAACAGAAAGGAUGACUAGCUUGCUUCAGGUAUAGGCGUUGGUGUAGCCACAAUAGCACAGACUGGUGCAGUGCACUGGAGUGUUCUGUGGUAAUGCCCCUAAAUUAAUCUUUGCAAAAACUGAAAUCAGCAUCUGAAAACAUAAGCACUGAAGGCCAAAGCUCAAGCUGAGAAUUGCUCAGACCCUCUGGAGGAUGGAAGGUCAAAUUUUUAAGAAUAUUUAGCUGCCCAAUGAUGCUGACAGGUACGUAGCAGGGGCUUUCAAAAGACUAUCUACUGUCGGUGGUGCUAGGAACCCAAAUUCUCUUUAAAACCUGAGAUUAAGCUUUUAAUGUGGGUAUGCAUCGUUUGCUCAGAUGAGAUUGUAAUUAUCCCUAUGCUUUACCAGAGCUAGUAGAGGCAGGUUUAGCAUAGUAAUUAGGGGAGGUACCUUGGAGCCCCAAUGUAUUGUGGCCAGGUGUAUACAUACAAUCCAAGGACUGGUAAUGAACUCUCAGGAAAAAAAUGUUCAGAUUAAAAUUGUUCCCCUGCAAUAUUGUCCCUGUUGACACUGGCCACUGUAGCUGAAUGCUGAACUCUGAACAGUGAGGACUUUUCUUACUGCUCAAGCAUGCUCAUGUUGUAGAAAACACGUGUAUUCUGCAGUUCCCUUUAAGCUCCUUAGUUACUCUUUUCAUCUUUUCAACCUUCCGUGUUUCUGCCCACAGUACUGGAAAUUCACAAGUUGAUCUUUUACUAGCAAGGACACUAAGGAAUCGGUGUCAGCAGACAUUCUGUUUCCUAAAAUACUAGCGUCCACUCCUUUCUCAUACUGUUAGAGAGGCAAGUACGAAAGCCUUAGCAAUAUUGCUGUGUGGUAUGAAUGCUGACAUGAUUAGAGAGGAAGCUGUUUGAAGGGUACCCUAUUUAUUCUUUCCAGUUAUAAAGACUACAUGUAUAGUGAAUCUACAUAUUCAUGUUUUUUUUUUUUUUUUUAAACUGCUGGGACCAACUAAUGGAAGGGUUGUGAUACAGAUGUAUGUAUAGAAAAAAUAUUCCAUUGCUCUGUAAAAAGCCCAGUUUAAGUCUACACGGAGGCCCUUCAGUGCUGGAGAAAUAGGUUGAAAGGAGCACAAGACACUUUUAGGAUGAUGCUAGUACAACAGUAGGCACUGCAGAAAAGAUUAAGAGGUCCCUGUUCCAAACAUGCUUUCUAAGGGCUCUAACACCUCUAGAGUAUCUAUCCUUACUUAGCGUUCAGUGAAAUGGCAUUUUAUGCUUUCAUUGAAGAUAGGCUAAUGAAGCACAGAACAGCUAAAGAAAGAACUUAUGUUUAAAUGGAAGAAAAUUGCUAGUGUAUUUUAAGUACGAUGAUGUUUUUAAUAAAAUUUUCUCCAUGCAGGUUUCCUUUUCAGGAGGCUUUUUUAGUAGCAGGCCUAGAAAUGGAAAGAUUUUGUGAAUGAGAGUAAAGUUUCUGAAAGCAAAGUAGGCCUUCUAAUUUGCAUCAUAGUACUUUAGUCCCUAAACACCGAUUGAACCGGCUUUGUAUGUUUUAACAGACAUAGUCUAUUGUUGCUGCCAGUGAUUCCAAACUUUCAAGUGAAUAACAGAGUAGAGACUGCUGGAGAGAGAGAACUGAGGCAGAUUAUUAUUUUUUUUUUUAAUCAGUAAAAGAGCAUUGUACAAUUCUGCAGUUUUCAGAUGAGAAGGAAUCAUUAAAGGUGCUAAAAGAUUUUAAGGAUUUAUUUUGGGAAUCUCACCCUUAUAAUUUCUUUUCUGAUUUGAGUGCAGUGAUUGACAAUGUGUGCUGAUUAUGCUGCUGAAUCAGUGCAUAGUUGAUACCCUACAGUCAUUCCAAGCAGUUGAGCUAUAGAGUAAUACAUAACAAGAAAGAUGUCCAGUUUCAGUGUGUUGUAUUUAUUUGAAACCAAAACUUAUUUUUAUAUACCUGAGGAUUGAGAGGAGUGCUAGAUCUGGAAGCAGAGCUGUUCUUUAACCAGAGCACAGUCAGAACCAAGAAAGCCACAAAAUCAAGUACUUACCCCAUGAGAACUUAUUUUCCCACUAUGGCAUUGUUAUUCUCCUAAGUUAGUGGACAAUCUAGAUGGAGCCAAGACAGUAAGAACAGGAAAGCAGUUGAAAGGACAAAGCACAUGAGCCAAUGUUUUGCUUAUUAGGAGAUAGUGGGAGAUAAAGUAAAUUACCUAGUAUAGAUUUCUGUUAUCCUCACAGCAGCAGAAUUUCUGCAAGAUUGUGAGGUUCACCAGUACUUGAAUUUAAAAAUGUUUUAGUUAAACUGAAAUACAGUUAUCCGAAAGCGACUUCUGAAUGAGGUGCCCAAGAAUAGCAGAGACCAGUUUUUGCUAGGGAAAUGGCAUGUAUAUAGACACAUGAAAAUUAUUUUUAUAUGGCUAGUAUUUUUGGGGAAAAGAAAAAGAAACCAAAAAACCCCCAAAAAACCUCACUUUUGAGGGAUUUAGUCAAUAUGGCAGUCUAAUCUUUGGCACUUUAACUGGGUGCGCUCAGUUGGAUGGGAAAGAUGGCUAAAGAUGAGGCAAUUUUCAUGUUUGGCUUCUGUUCCUCAUCCAGAACUUCCAGCAUUAAACCUUGCUUUUAGUUGUGCUCCUUACUUGACAUCUGCAGAGUCUGGACUAAGCUCAAUUUGGGGCAGUCCAGUGUGCUGGGGCUGGGAGAUGGACCAGUACUUCAGAUAGAUGCUCUGGGAAUGGCACAAAUCCUGAUCUCAAAUUUGCUUAGUGUAUAAACAUGGAAUAUGAUGAAUUUAUAAAAUAUGAAAAGAGUGGUGAUUCCUACAAUAAUCAUAAAUAACCAGAACUGUUUUGGUGGUGUGAGCUGGUGAUUCAGCAUAGGAGGUUCACUGCUGUAAAAGUAGUCGUAAUUCUAGCGAAACUGGUAAAGUUGUGUCUAUGUUCAGAAUGUCAUAGUCUAUCUUAACAGUGGUUUUAACUGACUGUGUUCAGCACUUAAGAGAUUGUAUUUAUAUUUUGAAUGCAGUUGCAGAAUAAAUUAAAACAUGGAUUCCAACAGA